Messenger RNA from Diceros bicornis minor, 7458 nucleotides. It is a transcript of the gene HELB, whose product is annotated as DNA helicase B. The record is from RefSeq and is a predicted model, not a curated record. NCBI's taxonomy places the organism in Eukaryota, Metazoa, Chordata, Mammalia, Perissodactyla, Rhinocerotidae. The transcript has 13 exons. The coding region runs from base 30 to 3257 and encodes 1075 amino acids.
UUGGGGUUUCGUGUUGGGAGGACGGAGUCAUGGCGGGGGCGCAUGGGCACUUGCGCGAGCUGCAGGGACCUCUGCUCCCACCCAAGGACCUGCUGGAGGAGGACGACGACUAUCUGAGGGACGAUGCGGAGGAGGAGGACGACGCCGGCUUCCUGGACGCCGAGGAGCUGUGCAGCGGGGGCGUGAGGGCGGCCGGCCUCCCGGGGCGCCUGCGCGUUGUAAUUUUGGAUGAAAACACUCGAGAGCGAUGUGAAGUGUUUGGACGUUUUCCAAUAACGGGUCCUUGGUGGCGAGUGAAGGUAGAAGUAAAGCGUGUGGGAUCGAGGUGCUAUCAAGUUCAAGGAUUUCCAUCUUACUUUUUACAAUCUGAUAUGUCCCCACCAGAUCAACAACAUAUCUGUUCCCUUUUUCUUAAAGAAUGUGGUGUCUCCGGUGAUAUUAUAACUAAAUUUUUAGCAUGGGUAAAUGAAGUAUCAAGCUAUGAAAACCUCAACUUUGAAAAUCUUAGGGAAACAUAUAGAACUUUCCACAAGGAAAGUGAAAGGAAUGGUGAAAAACAGUCUACACAGAAUGAACAGGAGGAGUCAUUACCAGAUUAUGAGAGGAGCCUCCCUCUGGAAAACUCAAUUCCAUUUAGAAAUGUAAUGACAGCUCUGCAGUUUCCAAAAAUAAUGGAAUUCCUUCCAGUUCUUCUGCCUCGACACUUUAAACAGCUCGUAAACUCGGGUUCUCAAGAGGUGUUGGAAAAGAUAGAAGAGAUUUUAAGUACACAUCCAUGGAAACUUGGAUUUAAUAGAAUAACCUGCAGAGAACUGAAGCUUCUGCGAUGUGAAGCAAGCUGGGCGGCAUUUUGUCAGUGUGAGGCUCUUCUCCGGUUGAUGGCUGAUUUGGAGAAGAAUGCAUUAAUAAUAUAUUCUGAGCUGAAGCAGAUAUGCAGAGAGCACGGGCACACAUACGUGAAAGAAGCUGACUUGACUCCUCUGCUGUCAAACCGUAUGUCUGUUGAGGGUGCUUGGCAGUCUCUGCGGUUUCUGAAGGAUGUUGGUGUGGUGACCUAUGAGAAGGCCUGUGUCUUUCUUUACGACCUUUACCAGGCUGAGAGAGGCAUCGCCUCUUCCGUGUGUGACCUCAUGACCAGGCCUCCGUGGCGUCUACACGUUGAUAUCAAAGAGGUGCUUGCGUCCAUUCACACCACAGAACCUGAGGAUUCAGGAGGUGAUGAUAUGCUGAAUGAAGGUGAACCGGAUGAAGCAAGGUUAGAAAAUUCCGUGGACAACCAGAACACACAGGACAGCGGUGACCAUGUUUGGGAUAAUGGUGAAAAUGAAGUUAAUGCAGAAAUAAGUGAAGUUCAGCUGGAUCCGGAUCAGGUGGCUGCUUUGGAGAUGGUUUGCUCCAAUGCUGUGACGGUCAUCAGUGGGAAGGGUGGUUGUGGGAAGACCACAAUUGUCAGCCACCUGUUUAAGCACAUAGAGCUGUUGGAAGAAAGUGAAGUGAAAAAAGUGUGUGAAGAUUUUGAACAAGACCAGGAUGUCUCUGAAGAAUGGCCUACCUUUAUAGAGCAGAGUCCACUGAAGGUGGACAAGGCUAUAGAAGUUCUCCUUACAGCACCCACAGGGAGAGCAGCUGGCUUGCUGAGACAGAGAACUGGUUUUAAUGCUUAUACACUACAUCAGGUCAAUUAUAGCUUCUAUUUAUGGAAGACAAAAAUGGUGGAAAGGCCAUGGAAAUUUUCUUCGGUUAAAGUUCUGGUUGUGGAUGAAGGGAGUUUGGUAUCUGUGGGAAUCUUCAAAUCGGUUCUAAAAUUAUUGUGUGAGCACUCCAAACUUUCUAAGCUUAUUAUCCUCGGUGAUAUUAGGCAGUUACCCAGCAUUGAACCUGGUAACUUGCUGACAGAUCUUUUUGAGACUCUUAAGCCAAGAAAUUGUGCUAUUGAACUAAAGACAAACCAUAGAGCGGAAUCUGAGCUCAUUGUGGACAAUGCUACAAGAAUCUCAAGACGCCAGUUUCCGAAAUUUGAUGCAGAGCUGAAUAUCUCUGAUAGUGCAAUAUUCCCUGUCUCAAUACAAGAUAAAACAUUUAUUUUUGUCAGACUCCCAGAAGAAGAAGCCAGUUCUGAAUUAUCAAAAAAUGAUGAUCAAUCUCAUUUAUAUUCUGCAGUUAGAACUUUACUCCAAGAAGAUGACCUACGAGAUGCACAAAAAUCACAAUUUAUUGCCUUUAGAAGGCAAGACUGUGAUGUCAUCAACGCCUGCUGUUGCAAGCACUAUACAGGCCGCAUCGGCAAAGACCAUCAGAAUAGACUUGUAUUUGGAGUUGGUGAUAAAAUUUGUUGUACCAGGAAUGCAUAUCUCUUGGACCUACUCCCUGGAAAUACCUCCAGCUGUCAGCAAGAUAAUGAACUAGAGGUCAGCGGUGCAGACUUGGAUGGUACUCCUCCCGGUUUUGCUAAAAAUAAGCAUGACCUGGAAAGUGGUAUUCGACUCUGCAAUGGAGAAAUAUUUUUCAUAACAAAUGAUGUAACUGAUGUGACCUUUGGAAAGAGAAGAUUUGUGACCAUUAAUAAUAUGGCUGGCUUGGAAGUAACUGUGGAUUUUCGGAAACUAAUGCAAAAUUGUCACAUAAAACAUGCAUGGGCGAGAACUAUUCACACUUUUCAGGGCUCUGAGGAGAAGACAGUCGUCUACGUGGUCGGGAGGGCCGGCCGCCAGCACUGGCAGCACGUCUACACCGCAGUGACCAGGGGCCGCUGCAGAGUGUAUGUCAUUGCAGAAGAGUCUCAGCUGCGGAGCGCAAUUGGGAGAAGAAGCUUCCCCAGAAGAACUCGUUUAAAACAUUUUUUGCAAAACGACCUCUCCAUGAGCUGUGCAACUCCAGCAGAUUUUGCAUCCCCAUCCAAGAGCUCUGGAGACAAUGGAGGACCCAGUGGAGCACCCAGCACACCGCUGUCAGCCUCAUCUACAGCUGACACGGUGACCAGUGCCGUCCCCAGAAGCGAGGCCUCUGGGGCUAACGACAGGGCGUUCUCCUUCCCUGGAAGGUGUAAAUUAUCUUCACCUGAUGAAAUGGAUACAGCUGAAGAUCCAUCAAAAUCGAGAGGGUCCAAAAGAUCCUGUGCCAUGAAUGACACUGGAAGUCCAAACAAACUUCUCAUGGUGCAAGAAUCUCCACAAGUGGCUUCCAGACUUCAGACUUUGAAACUAAAUAGUUUAACCCCCAGGCAACUUUUCAAACCCAGAGAUAAUCAAGAAGCUUAAUUUUCUUUCAGACUGUUCAAAAUAAUUGUCUUUUUUUUUUUCGUUCAACACAAAAUGAACAUCAUAGCUUCAAAGUAUCAAGAUAAAUGAACAUGUCUAUAACUGGAGUUUUAUUUUAGGAUGUUUGUUAGUAGAUGUUUUAAAUUCAUUUGAUCAAAGAAAACUUUAAUGAUUUGAACAUCUGUCAUCAUGAGAACUGGUAGCAUUGGACAUAAAUGAGGGAAAAAGAUGUUAUAUGUUUUUCUUAAAAAAAAAACUACUUUAAAAAGUGUUUUAUUUUUAGGAUAAUGCCUUAUUAACUUCUGUGAUCAUUGUGGAUGAUCUUUGCCAGUGGGUGGAAGCAAUGGUAAAGAUAAGCUGUAAUUGCGUCUCUCAUACGAUUGACACACAUUCCAGGACGUUGUGUCUUAUGCAAAGUGGUCAUCUCACAAGGCUGCCCCUCGCUCCAUCACUGCUGCCUGGACCCACCUCACCUUGGACUUUUCCUGGAAAUUCCUUCUGAGUUGCGAGCACAUUGUGUUUGUUUUCUUAAUUUGAGAUAUAAAUGACAUAUAACAUUGUGUAAGGUUAACGUGUACAAUGUGUUGAUUCGAUACACUUCUGUAUUGCAAUAUGAUCGCCACUAGCAUUAGCUAACACCCCUAUCACGUCACAUAAUUAUCAUUUCUUUUGGAAGCACAUUGUUUUGAAGACAUUCCACUUUGGAAAAGUUUUUCCUCUCAGAGUGAUUUGAUUUUUGUUUUUUUUUUUUUUGAGUUUUAUUUGUCAUUAAAUGGUAAAAGAAAAAGUUAAGAGGAAAAAUUUACCUUUUACCCUAAUGUUUUACAAAUAGGCUUAUUGAGAUAUAAUUCACAUAAAACUCACCCAUUUGAAGUGUACAACUGAGUGGCUUUUGGUAUAUUCAUAGAGUUGUACAACCAACACCACAAUCGAUUUUAGAACAUUUCUGUCACCCCCAGAAGAAACCCUGUACCUCUUAGCUCUAAUCCCCUCAUCCCCUCCAGCCCUAGGCAACUACUAAUCUACUUUAUCUCUAUGGAUUUGCCUAUUCUAGACAUUUCCUAUAAAUGGAAUCAUGCAGUCUGUUGUCCUUUGUUACUGACCUCUUUGACUCAGCAUCAUGUUUUCAGACUUCAUCCAUGUUGUAGCAUGUGUCACUGCUUCAUCUUUUUUAAAAAAAGAUUUUAAAAAAAUUUAUGUACAAAGAGCUAGCAUUGUUUCUUUCAUCGGAUAGAUGUCUUGGAUAAUCCAGUCAAGGAAGAUCACUCAGUCCAACUUGAAGCCUAUAUCCUUCAUGUACUGAUGGAAAAGCUGGAGGCAUAGAUUGAGGCCAUGUUUCCAGAUCAGACUGCUGGUUUGAGCUGAUGCGGCACGAUCGGGAACCUGGCUGAAUUUUCGCAAGUGGCUCCCAUAGAGCUGUGGGUGACCCCAUCUUGCUCUCAGUGGUGCAGUGAGGCGAAAGGCUUUCAUCUCUUUUUAUUACCAAGUAAUAUUCCAUUGUAUGGAUAGAGCACAUUGAGUGUAUCCAUUCAUCAGUUAAUGGACAUUUCGGUUGUUUCCACUUUUUGGCUAUUAUAACUAAUGCUGCUAUGAACAUCUAUGGACAAGUUUUUGUGUGGACAUAUGUUUUCAUUUCUUUUAGGUAUAUACCUAGGAGUGGAAUUGCUGGGUCAUGUGGUAGCUCUAUGUUUAACCUUUCGAGGAACGCCAGACUCUUCCAUAGCGGCUGCACUGUUUCAUAUUUACACCAGCAGUACCUGAGACCUGCAGCUUCCCCCCGUUCCCUCCAGACUUGUUAUUUUCUGACCUUUUGAUUAUAGCCAUCCUUGUGGACAUGAAGUGAUAUUUCAUUGUGGUUUUGAUUUGCAUUUCCCUUAUGGCUAAUGGUUUUGAUCAUCUUUUCAUGUGCUUAUUGGCUAUUUACAUGUCCUCUUUGGAGAAGUGUCUAUUCAGAUCUUUUGCUCAUUUUUAAACUGAGUUAUUUUUCAUUAUAAAGAUAUGAGUUCUUUAUAUAUUCUACAUAUGUCCCUCAUUAGAAACAUUAUUUGCAAAAUUUUUUUCCCAUUCUAUGGAUUUUAUUUUCACAUUCUUGAUGGUAUCCUUUGAAACACAAGUUGUAAAUUCUGAUGAUGUCCGGUAUAUCUAUUUUUGUUGUUGCUUGUGCGUUUGGUGUUAUAGCUAAGAAACCAUUGCCUAUCCAAAGUCAUGAAGAUUUAGUCCUAUUUUUUCUUCUAAGAGUUAAAUAAUUCUGGGUCUUACAUUUAGCUCUUUGAUUCAUUUUGAGUUAGUUUCUGUAUAUGGUGAGGCAGUGGUCCAACUGCAUUCUUUUGUAUGUGGAUAUCCAGUUGUUCCAGCUCCGUUUCUUGAAGAGACUCUUCUUUCCCCCGUUGAGUUGUCUUGGCACGCUUGUCAAAAAUUAAUUGAUUGUAAAUGUGAGGGUUUAUUUCUGGAUUCUCGAUUACAUUCCACUGACCCAUACAUCUGUCGUUUCACGAGCACAACGCUGUCUUCAUUAGCUUUGUAGUAAGUUUUGAAAUCAAGAAAUGUGAGUCCUCCAAUUUAUUCUUCUCUUUCAGGAUUUUUUGGCUUUUCUGGGUCCCUUGCAUUUCCAUAUGAAUUUUAGAAUCAGCUUGUCAAUUUCUACAAAGCAGCCAGCUGGGAUUUUUGAGGGAGAUUGUGUUGAAUGUAUAGAUCUGGGGAGUAUUGCCAUCUUAACAAUAUUAAGUCUUCUGAUCCAUGAACAUGGGGUGUCUUCCUUUUUUAUUUUUUUGUUUUAAAGUUUUUUUUUUUCUUUUAUUUAUUUAUUUUUUUGGUGAGGAAGAUCAGCCCUGAGCUCACAUCAUUGCCAAUCUUCCUCUUUUUGCUGAGGAAGAUUGGCCCUGAGCUAACAUCUGUGCCCAUCUUCCUCUAUUUUGUUUAUGGGAUGCAACCACAGCAUGGCUUCAUGAGUGGUACGUAUGUCCUCACCAAGGAUUCGAACUGGCGAACCCCGGGCCACUGAAGCAGAGCACGCGACCUUAACCACUACGCCACUGGGCUGGCCCCAGGGAUGUUUUUCUAUUUAUGUCUUCUCACAUUUUUCCAACAAUGUUUUGAAGCUUCAGAGUAUGUUUUCUACUUCUUUUAUUAAAUCUAUUCCUAAGUAUUUUUGAUCCUACUAACAAUGGAAUUGUUUUCUUUUUUGGGGGCAUGUUUGUUGGUACUAUAUAGAAGUACAAUUGAUUUUUGUAUAUUGAUCCUAUCUUGUAAUCUUGCUAAACUCAUUGAUUAGUUUUAAUAGAUUUUUAGUGGAUUCCUUAGGAUUUUCUAUAUACGAAAUUAUAUCAUCUGCAAAUAGAGAUAAUUUUACUUCUUCCUGUCCAAUAUGGAUGCCUUUUAUGUCAUUUUCUUGUCUUACUGCUCUGGCUAGGACCUCUAGUACACUAUGCACAUCCUUGCCUUUUUCCUGUGAAUUUACAAGGCCUACAAGGCAAUCUGCAAAAAUGAAAAUGUUGGGACUCUAGGUGUAGUUUUCUUUUUUUUAAGAUAGCAUAAUUGAAAUUUGUACAUUUUAAUAGUUUAUUUGAAUGUAUGUCAUAAAAUACAUGUACUGUUGUCUGAGGGCAGACAUGUGAUCCUGGAGUUCAGAUCUGUCCUUGUCACCCAGAAUAAACGUCCAGUUAGUGUUGGGGGGAUCCCGUCUGCAGGCUGUUUCGGCAUCUUCACCCGUGUGUCACACCCAUCCUCAUAGUCCCGGAGUGCAGAUAGGACUUCAGUCUCACAGGUGGGGAAACCGACCCACGGUGAGUGAAUUCAUACCACCAGUGAGUCCCAGAGCUGGAAUUCAAACCCAGAUCUGACUUCAGAACCCAUGCUCGUCCCACUCUUCUGUGCUACUUUUCAAGUUUAUGGCAAAACCUUCCUCUUGAGAAAAUGAGGUAACAAUAAGCAUUGUGUAGGACUCUGUCUGGAGCACUAAAAUAUAUUCAAAGCACCAAAAAAAUGCAUCCAUAUUUUUUUUUUGGCUUUUUAAAGUCACUGUUUAUUCCAUUUGGUAGAGGGUUUUUUUUUUUUUUGUCCAUACAAAUAUUUGCAACAAUUUUGAAUUCCCCAAAACCAUACAUAGACGAUAAAUAUCAUGCUAUUAAAGUAUUAAAUUUGUACAAAAAUACUUUACAGCUUAAUACUUGUUUGUUACAAAUAAAAAUACAUAUUUAAGUGA